Molecule: messenger RNA, 672 nt
Organism: Lycium ferocissimum
Lineage: Eukaryota; Viridiplantae; Streptophyta; Magnoliopsida; Solanales; Solanaceae
Exons: 1
Coding region: 1-672 (223 amino acids)
Source: RefSeq, a predicted model, not a curated record
AUGACAGCCUUCAAUCAUUUCUCAGAUGUUUCGGGGCUCAAAGCAAAUGUUGAUAAAAUCUCUCUAUAUGUUGUUGGGGUGUCUAAUGAAUUGAGAACUGGACCUUUGACAGCUAUGCAAUUCCAAUUAGGGGAACUACCAUUUAAAUAUCUGGGUGUGCCCCUAUCCUCCCGGAAACUCAACAUCAGCCAGUGCCUACCAUUGGUGGAUAAAAUCAUUGCUAGAGUUAAAUGUUGCACAUCCAAAUUCCUAUCUUAUGGAGGCAGGUUACAGCUUAUUAAAAGUGUUCUGUUUGAAAUGCAAACAUACUGGGCCCAAGUAUUCUUACUCCCAAAGAAGAUACUCUACUUGAUCACCAGUGUUUGCCGGAAUUUCUUAAGGAUAGGAUCCAAUGAGUACUCCAAGAAAUCCCUUGUAGCGUGGGACACAAUGUGUCAUCCGAGAUCAGCAGGUGGCUUAAACAUUAUCGACUUCUCCUUAUGGAAUAGAGCUGCCAUCUUUAAACUACUUUGGGCAGUGGCAAAAGAAAAACAGCAACUACAGAUGAAAUGGGGGCACGCUUUCUAUAUAAAAGGCAAAGAUUUAUCUCAAAUGCCUUCCCCAAAGCAGGAAAGUUGGGUAGUGAAAAAGGUUUUUGAUGCUAGGAAAUGGUGGAACACAAAUCUCAACUAG